AUGGAUACAUCAUUGCAAAGUAACCCUUUUAUAAAGCCCAAAACAAUGGCUGAGCUUUUACCAGGACUACGUAGUAUUUUAAACGAAGAUGGUGUUCGAUCUCUCACGGCUAAGAAAAAGCCACGAGCCACUAUAGCUGAAACCCGAACAGCUGAAAAGGUGUUCAAACCAUUAACGAUAGCUGAAAUGAGAGCGAAUAUUGUUUCACUCCUCAAUUCUCCGAAGAGAAAUGUUCAACCGAACACUUCAACUAAGAAAAGGAAUUGGAACUCAUCAGUUAAACCUGAAAACAAAACAAAAAGUGUAGUAUCUAACAGUCAAACAAAACACAGUUCUGUAAGAAAAGUUCUCAAUUUUCAACCGAAAAAUAAGCCUGUAACCAAUGUCAGAACAACCCUCAUAAGUUCAGAAACACCAAAAUUUCCAAGACCAGAAAUAAGAGCAAAAAAGUCAUUGAACUUGCAAGCAAAAAAUAGUGUAAGAAUAAGUGGUGUAUACAGAAUACCGCAAGUCAAAAACAAUUUCCCCAUGACACCAUCAUCGAACCUCUCAUUCAAAUCAAAUAGUGAUGCCAGUUUCUUACAAAAUGAGAAAAACAUUAAUGACCAAGUAGAAAAAAAAGCUAGUAAAAUCCCUGAAAGGCCGAUUUUAGAUAAUAUCGCAGAAGCUACACCUCCAAUAUCAACACCAUUCAAAGAGUAUAGAAAUGUUCAAGAAUACUUUAAUGAUACAUGUGGUUUAGAUAAUUCUAUAAAUAACAACACCAUAAUGAACUUCGACAAAGAAUUGAGUCACGAGAACAAUAAAAGGGAAGAGAGUGUGAUUGUGUCUCUAUGUGACAUGCUGAAUAAAGCCGCGGUCACCAGCAUAGAUAGUAAAGAUAUAACAAUCACAGAUAAAACAAACACCGAGCUAAAUGAACUACUCGAAAUAGAGAAACAAACUGAAAAUAAUAUCAGGACAAUAGAAAUGGGCAUCAAAACGUUGAAUGACAUCAAAGAGGCCCAACAGAAAUCAUUACAAAAUGUCAGGAAGUUGAUCAAUGCGAAAAAAAAUAUCAAACCAGUCAAUGAAUGUGAAUCAAAAUCGCCCAAUACAACAAUUGAAACACCAAAUAAACAACAACCUUCAUAUAAAAUACCAAAAAAGAAUACGUGUUUGAGGAAAAAGGUGUUUCGUAAGUCACUGCCAAAUGUUUCAGACGGUAUGCAGACUCCACCCAAAAAUAAUGACAAAGCCCUAGAUAUGUACAUGGAAAUGAAAGAAAAAAUGAAUUUUCUUAACACGCCAUUAGUAAAACGAGAAGUACCUGCUCAAGACACACCAUCAAUCACAUCACAUAAUUUAAAGAAGCAGUUGGAUAAACUGUUUAAUGGAAGCUAA
Molecule: messenger RNA, 1383 nt
Organism: Danaus chrysippus (African queen)
Lineage: Eukaryota; Metazoa; Arthropoda; Insecta; Lepidoptera; Nymphalidae
Source: the annotation of a GenBank genome assembly